Molecule: messenger RNA, 2832 nt
Organism: Liolophura sinensis
Lineage: Eukaryota; Metazoa; Mollusca; Polyplacophora; Chitonida; Chitonidae
Product: splicing factor 3A subunit 3-like
Exons: 16
Coding region: 112-1623 (503 amino acids)
Biological process (GO): mRNA splicing, via spliceosome
Cellular component (GO): spliceosomal complex; nucleus
Molecular function (GO): zinc ion binding; RNA binding
Source: RefSeq, a predicted model, not a curated record
GGUGCACUGCUGAGACUGAAAAAGGGACUCAUCCGAUGUUACAAAUUCGCGUGUCGGCUACGUGAGAUAGAAAUUAAGAAACAAUAACUAAUAGUGUGAAGAAAGGUGAGGAUGGAAACUUUGCUGGAGCAGCAACGGCGGUAUCAUGAGGAACGAGAACGGCUGAUGGAUGCUAUGGUGAAGGAGACACUUCACCCAAAGAAAACGAACAGAGACCAGAUUAAUUCCGACCACAGAAAAAAAACACUGUUGGAUAGGCAUGUUGAAUGUUGCACACAAUUGAGGGAUCUUUAUGAAGACAAAGAUGGGCAAAGGAAAGAAGAAGUCGCUGCUCUCUCAGGACCAAAUGAAUUUUCGGAGUUUUACACACGGCUAAAAUCAAUCAAGGACUUCCACAGGAGGCAUCCAAAUGAGAUCAGUGUACCCAUGUCAGUGGAGUUUGAUGAGCUGGCAAAGUUGCGAGAGAAUCCACCAGAUGACCUGCAGAAUAUGACAGACUUUACAGACGAGGAAGGCUAUGGUAGAUACCUUGAUCUUCAUCAGUGUUAUGAGAAAUUCAUCAACCUGAAGGGAAUUGAUAAAAUAGACUAUAUCACUUACCUGUCAACUUUUGAUCAGCUGUUUGAUGUACCCAAGGACAGGAAAACUUCAGGCUACAGAGAAUACCUUCUGAGUUUACUGGAAUACCUGGAGUUCUACAUCAACCGUGUACGACCAUUGAUGGAUGUUGCUGAGGAAAUGGAAUCUGUUCAGAAGGAGUUUGACAAACAGUGGACUGAUGGCAUGUUUCCAGGCUGGCCAAAAGAGACCAGUGGCGCCCUCACACGAUCAGGAGCUCAUUUAGAUCUGUCUGCAUUCUCUUCAUGGGAGGAAUUAGCCUCCCUUGGUCUGGAUCGUCUCAAGUCUGCUCUGAUGGCUCUGGGGAUUAAAUGUGGAGGUACCCUUCAGGAGCGAGCCCAGCGACUGUUCAGCACGAAGGGUAAAAACAUGGAGGAUCUGGACCCCUCGCUCUUCACCCGCUCUAAACCAGGCAAGGUGGGAAAAAACAGCCGUGAAGCAGAGAAGCAGAAAGAGAUGGCCUUCCUAGAGGCACAGGUGUACAGAUUCGUGGAGCUCCUCAGCGAGCAGCGCUUCGCCACACGCGAAAAUGUCCAGCGUAAACAGGCACGUACCGGUGAAGAGAGGGAAGAGUCAGAUGAGGAGAAUUUCAGUGAGGAAUCCUCAGAUGAGGAUGACGAUGAUAUCCCGUACAACCCCAAAAACCUGCCCCUUGGCUGGGACGGAAAGCCUAUCCCAUAUUGGCUCUACAAACUGCAUGGGUUGAACAUCAGCUACCAGUGUGAGAUCUGUGGUAACUUCACAUACAGAGGUCCCAAGGCCUUCCAGAGACACUUUGCUGAGUGGCGACAUGCCCACGGCAUGAGGUGUCUGGGAAUUCCCAAUACAGCGCAUUUUGCGAAUGUCACCUCUAUUGAAGACGCCAUGGCACUGUGGGACAAAAUCAAAAGGGGGAAAGAGUCUGAACGCUGGAGGCCAGACGCUGAGGAAGAGUACGAAGACUCCAGUGGCAAUGUUGUCAACAGGAAGACCUUUGAGGACUUAAAGAGACAGGGGCUGCUGUAAUUACAGAGUUAUUGUUCCUGAUUGCUAAAUAAAUGUAAUACAUCAUUUUAAUUCAUUAUCUCUCUGUCGUAUCAUCGGUCAUAGAAUUCCACUGUUUUUAUGAUGUUGAUAAUUUAGUGAGCUCAUCAUCCAUGUUUAAACCUCGUCAUUAUGACCCUGUAUACAACAGCUAUAUGUCUGUUGUAAAAAAAAGUUGUUGAAUACACAUAUACAGUCACAAUAGAUAACAAUUAAUAUUUGUUGUUUGUUUGAUUUUGUGGGGGGGUGGGGGGAUUGGAGGUUAGCAUUCGAAUGUCCCAGGAGCCUCUCAUCAAUGCUUUUGCUGUGAGCUCAUGUUGGUUUCAUCUCCAGCUGUAAGUGGAAAGGUCUGCCAUCAACCGGCAAAUGGUUGUGGGUUUCCCCAGGCUCUGCCCAAUUUCCUCCCAACAUAAUACUGGCCACGGAAUGUGAAAUUUUCUUAAUUACAGCGUGAAACACCCAUCAAGGAAAUAAAUGAAUAGACUUUCUUUUCAAAAUAACACAUGGGUGAAGAGAUGUACACUAUCUGUGUGACAUCAACAAGAGAAUUGUGGAUAUGAUUUAAAAUGUGAUUGAAUUUCAGCAUUUUAUUUGAGUAUUGUUGUGCACUGUACCGGAGAGUAUUUCACCUAAACAUUUAUUAAGGUAAUUGAGUUCAUUGGUGGAGAAAACCCAAGCAGCUUAUCAGAUAAGAGCAUUUAGAAAAUAGUUCAUAAAGUUUGAUAAACCAUUAAGCUGUUUGUUUAUUGUAACAGUGUACCAUUGUACCAUUGUAAAAAUAGGCUGCUUUGAAAUUGGGUCCAUUUCUCUGAAACACACUGUAUAUCUUGUACAUGUUUCUCUGACCACAUUUGGUGAAUAGGUCUACCCUAUAAAAUUUGAUCGCAUGCCAAAUACUAAUUCCAUGCGUUACAUUUUAUAUCCGGCCGUAUGUGGAAAGGUCUGACAGCAACCUGUGGAUGGUCACGGGGUUUCCACUGGACUUUGCCCCGGUUUCCUCCCACAUAAUGCUGGCUGCCAUUCUAUAAGUGAAAUACAUGUAUUCUUGAAUGCAGCUUAAAACACUAAUCAAAUAAAUGAAUGCAUUUUUAUGUAUACACUUCAUUAAUACAUCUGAAGCAUUGAAUGUAGCCACAGAAUAGUUGUUUCAUUCUUUAACACCACAUUCUUUACCUGCCUGUACGAAUGUGA